Molecule: messenger RNA, 532 nt
Organism: Plectropomus leopardus (leopard coralgrouper)
Lineage: Eukaryota; Metazoa; Chordata; Actinopteri; Perciformes; Serranidae
Source: RefSeq, a predicted model, not a curated record
GUGCAAUACAAGUCAGACAGGUUUAAAAUAAAAUAAAAAUAAAGAUUACACUAGAAAGUUGCUCACCAGUCUCCGGGCUAAUGUGUAGUCUCUCUUUGUGAAAACGUUUUGUCUGGUCUGGUUUGUGUGUGAAAAUCAUCAGAGAAAUAUUUUUCUGUCGUGUUUCUCUCUCUGUCCGCCUGUUUCAGGUAUCAUGAGUGGAUGAAAUCUCCUGAGCUGCAGCAGCUGACCGCCUCGGAGCCGCUGACCCUGGAUCAGGAGUACGACAUGCAGAAGAGCUGGAGGGAAGACGAUGAUAAGUGCACGUUCAUCAUCUUGGAUAAGCAGCGGUGGGCAGACAGCAGCGUAGAGGAGGAGCAGUGCAUGGUGGGAGAUGUCAACAUGUUCCUGACUGACCCCGCAGACCCGUCGCUGGCUGAGCUGGAGGUCAUGAUCGCAGAGCCGAGUUACAGAGGGAAAGGCAUCGGGAAGGAGGUGACACGCAUGAUGAUGAGCUACGGUGAGCAGAAGAUCUCGUGUCCAAACACGUGCU